Messenger RNA from Emiliania huxleyi CCMP1516, 516 nucleotides. RefSeq lists its product as hypothetical. Gene Ontology annotation, molecular function: protein binding. NCBI's taxonomy places the organism in Eukaryota, Haptophyta, Isochrysidales, Noelaerhabdaceae. The transcript has 2 exons. The record is from RefSeq and is a predicted model, not a curated record. The coding region runs from base 1 to 516 and encodes 171 amino acids.
AUGCCGUGGUCCGACUUUGCCCCCGCCGAGGACGCGCCGGACCGCGAGCAGCAGGUCGCGCGGCUCUUCACGGCCUGCGAGGCUGGCGACAACGACCGCGCCUUUCUCGUUCUCAAGGCGUGCGAAAAGCAGCGGUACCCUCUGGACGAGAUGGUCAAUGCCAGGACGCCCGACGGAGCCACGCCGCUCUUCUACGCAGCAAAGGGGGGACACGACGUCGUGGUGGAGACGCUGCUCGCCACCGGGCAGUGCGUCGUCAACGCCGCCACCGCAGCGGGCUUCACCCCCCUCUUCAUCGCGGCGCUGCGGGGGAGGGCUGGCGCCGUGGGCGUGCUCCUGAAUGAAUACGGGGUCGCGGUGAACCAGCCGGCGAAGGAUGGGCGCACCGCCCUCUACGCGGCGUGCGAGGCUGGCUGCGUGAAGUCCUGCCGCCUCCUGCUCAAGGCGGGGGCUCAGCCCGACGAGAAGGGGUGGACCGAGGAGGACCUGGACGCGCCCGUGCUUGUGCCGCCCUGA